Messenger RNA from Encephalitozoon cuniculi GB-M1, 528 nucleotides. RefSeq lists its product as uncharacterized. The transcript has a single exon. The coding region runs from base 1 to 528 and encodes 175 amino acids. The record is from RefSeq and is marked provisional. Lineage: Eukaryota; Fungi; Microsporidia; Unikaryonidae. Gene Ontology annotation, molecular function: small ribosomal subunit rRNA binding. Gene Ontology annotation, cellular component: small-subunit processome; nucleolus.
AUGAAUAGAAAAAUAUACAAGAGGAACAAGAAGGUUGUCAAGUUGCUCUCGAAGAUCGGAUUCAGAUCUCCCUACCAGAUCGUGGUGGAAGAGACCUUCAUCGAUGCAAUGAACAGAGACAUGCUGGGGUUGCGGGACAUAAAUGACCUGUUCAAGUCCCAGCCAAAGCUCUUCAUAACUAAGUGCGUCUAUAAGAAGUUCAAGGAGGCCAAGCGGAACCACAGAAAGGGCAUUUCGAAAUACCUGGAAAUACUGAACUGCAAUCACAAGGAUGUGAGGAACCCCUUGAGCUGUCUGAGAAGAGUCCUGAGGAAGUCGAACAAGAACCACUAUAUCCUCGCAAGCAACUGCCAGGAAAUCACAGACCUCAUUAAUGUGGAAAAGAAGAUUCCUGCUAUCACAUGCAGAGGAGGAACGUUGAUAAUAAAUGCAGACCUCCAGAAAGUUCCGCUGUACAGUGGAUUCAAAACAGAAGCUGACGAGAAGGAGCUCAGCCGUCUUGAGGCCUUGUUUCCCGAAGACACAUGA